AUGGCUCUAACAUUGCUUGUUAACGCCAUUCUUCUCGCUAUCCCUCUCGGAGGUUCCGUGGGAACCCUGGUCGGAAUCGACGCUCACCUUGCCGCGACCGGUCAAAAACCACUGUUCAGUAGCGACGGAGACUCGGAUUCGGGCUCGGGAUCUGGAGGCAGCUCAGGCAAUUCGGGAAGCACAGGCGGUGGUUCAGGAGGCAGCGGCAGCGUCACCAACAACGGUCUCACCAACACCUUAUACUGCGAAUCCUCAUGGGGUAUCUCUCCACCAUCUCAGGGAGAACAAUUUACACUCAACCCCAAUCAGUGGGGUGUUACCGACACCACAGUAGGCGCUUUGUGUAUGAAUGUCACAACAUACAACAAUGAGACCUACCCGACCAAGACCACUGCACCGGACUGGUCAGUGACUUGGAAAUUCAACGCCGGUCCCGAGACUCAACCUGUGCAUGCUUUCCCCAAUAUCCAAGUCGAAGAUGUACUGCCUGUGGUGUUGGAGGAUAUCACCGACAUUGACUUUGCUCUUCACUGGACCUACGGUGUGGGCGACGCCAUUGUGGCCUCCACGGACCUAACAGCCCUUACCGCCGAAGACCUUGAAUGCAACGUCGCCGUCGAUAUGUUCUUUGACAGUGACAAGGCCACAGCUCAGAACAGUACCACUGCCUCAUUCGAAGUCAUGGUGUGGUUUGCGCGAUUUGGUGCUUCGUCUGAUCCCAUCGGCUAUUCAGACGGUAUUGUUACAAACCAUACCAUCAACGGGACUACAUUCGGGCUCUACAGUGGUCAGAACAGCAACAGCCAAAAUGUAUUGACGUGGAUUGCAUCAGAGACUACAGAAGAGUUUGAGGGUGAUCUGUACCCAUUGAUCACAGAUCUCUAUUCUUUAUCUGGAAGUACUUAUCCGUCUAAGGCGGACUACAUGGGUAUCUUCCAGUUCGGAACCGAGGCUUUCUCGGCUGCGAGUAACGUCACUUUCGGAGUGACAGAGUUGUCUAUUGAUAUCAAGUCAUGA
This is a messenger RNA of Penicillium verhagenii, 1017 nucleotides long. RefSeq names its product glycoside hydrolase family 12 protein. The coding region runs from base 1 to 1017 and encodes 338 amino acids. The record is from RefSeq and is a predicted model, not a curated record. The transcript has 4 exons. NCBI's taxonomy places the organism in Eukaryota, Fungi, Ascomycota, Eurotiomycetes, Eurotiales, Aspergillaceae. Gene Ontology annotation, molecular function: cellulase activity. Gene Ontology annotation, biological process: polysaccharide catabolic process.